Molecule: messenger RNA, 1902 nt
Organism: Micropterus dolomieu (smallmouth bass)
Lineage: Eukaryota; Metazoa; Chordata; Actinopteri; Centrarchiformes; Centrarchidae
Product: interferon regulatory factor 2-like
Exons: 7
Coding region: 15-809 (264 amino acids)
Biological process (GO): immune system process; regulation of transcription by RNA polymerase II
Cellular component (GO): nucleus
Molecular function (GO): DNA-binding transcription factor activity, RNA polymerase II-specific; RNA polymerase II cis-regulatory region sequence-specific DNA binding
Source: RefSeq, a predicted model, not a curated record
GCUUAGACUGCAGCAUGCAACAACCAGGCCGGCUGAGGCUGAGGCCAUGGCUGGAGGAGCAGAUUCAGUCUGGGAGGUAUCCAGGAGUCAGCUGGCUGGACCAGUCAGCGAGAAUCUUCCAAAUUCCAUGGAAACAUGCCGCUCGUCAUGGCUGGAGUAUCGACCGAGAUGCUACACUCUUCAGGAGUUGGGCUAUGCACACAGGGCGGUACUAUCCAGGCAAAGACAAGCCAGAUCCCAAGACAUGGAAGGCAAAUUUCCGCUGUGCCUUGAAUUCUCUGCCUGAUAUCUGUGAGCUGCAGGAGCACAGCAAAAAGAGAGGCAGCAAUGCCUACAGAGUCUACAGGAUGCUGCCAAGCACACAAACACACAGACGUAGGAGAGGACUGCGGUUGUUCAGCAGGCCCCGAGAAAGACAGGUGGGCUUAGGCGAUGACACAUACGCCAUGCACACUCGGCAACCCGCAACAACUAGACCCGUUUCAGACACACCACAGAAGGUGGAGACCCCCGCAGAAGACACAUUUGGCAACAUCCAAACACACGGGAUGUGGGAGGCCAAAGCAGAGGACCAGGAGCAGAAUGAGGCUGUGUUUAAGUUGAUGGACCACUUAAGCAGCGCUGAUCUCUGGAACCAAACUGGGGAGCAGAGAGGAUGGAGAACACACACACUGUGGGACCACUGGCACUGUGCUGGUGAUGAUAACCAGUACUCUCUACACACGGAGAACUACAGCGAUCUGUUUGGUCCAAACUACGUCAAGGAGCUUUCCGAUUGGUCCACAUAUCAGCCAACACUGAUGCCAUAGCUGUGCGCUAACAGCCUAUCCUGCAGCUCUUUGUGUUUACCACAUACUUGAGAAAAAGCAUUCCCCCCCCGCUCCAGGCUUUCUUGCUAACCUUUUGCUGAUUUCCUCCUGCUGUCUAUCUGCUCAGCUGACUGCUGAAACCCAGAGAGGGGGAGCAGACAGAGAAUAUUGCUCUGUCAGUCAAAGGAGCAGGCGGUCAUCCUCUCUGCUGAGCAUGCUGAGGUGAAGAUCCUGUUUCAAGCCAAGCUUUACCUCUGUCACCAUCACUUGGGUUCACUAUGGUUCAGUGCCUCAAACUCACUGAAAUGACACCAAGCUCACACCACAGCUUACAGAGUAAACAGAUCUAAUUUCGCUUCACUGCAGGAUCAGUUAUUGCUCUACGGUGUCUUUGAGUUUUACUGGAUGUUUAGCCAACACACAGUAAAUGAAGUGCAGGAUAAGUGGCUUUCAAAGUUUGCAGAUUUGUGUUUGUUUGAGUGGAGUUCAAGACUCAUGCUUUGCUAUCGUACACAGUAAGCUCACUCAAGUUGCAAUAAAUGCAGUAUACAUAUAUAUUUUUAGUCCGUAUAUAUACAUUUGAUUCCUAUACCUUUUUGACUUUGGUUGUACCAAUUUUUAAGAUUUCUCAGAGAUACUCAUGAUCAUUUUGUAUAUUAUAUUUUUUGGGGGCAUCGGAUGGUGCAAUUUGUUGUGUGUGAUAUUGUAAAAUGUGUUAUGUGUUUGUUUUGUAUUUUCAAAAAUAACUCUACAUUUACAAAAUGUAAAAGCAGCUAAAGCACACACACCUUGUUGGGAGCCUUUACAUGCCGUAUAUAUAUGUGCUUGUUUGGUGUGUUCGCUUGACAUUUUAUUUUUAACAAAAAAUGUUUCCCAAGAUAUUUCCCCUUUCAUCUGAAUCCUGUAAAAACAUUAUGGUAAUUGACAGAACAGCUCAGAAACAUGGAGUGUUACAGAUUGUCUUGUCUUUUUGGCACUUCAAUAAAAUCUAUAACCUGCAGGGGGAAUAAAUCAUAUUUGGUAUAAUUCACUGUUGUUAUGAUCACACCGAAAUCAAUCCUCCACUGAAUUGAUGUGAUAAAUAAAAAAAGCU